AAUUAGCUAUAAAUUUAUAGCACCAGUAGUGAUGACACGACAUAACCAUCAGUAAGGUAUUGUUAGACGGGUGUGUAUAUGCGUGUGUGUGUGUGUUUGUAAUAUACAGUGUAUUAUAUUGAAGAGAGAGAGAAAAAAAAUCUAACGGUGCCAACUGUUUGCCAAUUAAUUUAGUAUUAAAACCUAGAUUUUAAGUGAUCAUCAAAUACAACAACAACAACAACAACUAUGCAUAUCAUAAGCUAUCCGCCGCUGCCCUACUGGGGACAUAUACCCGACGGUGGUGUACAUCCCGGUUCGGUUAUCCAGAUUAGCGGUCACGUACCACAUCAUUGUCACAAAAUGGAAAUCAAUUUGUUUACCGGGCACGAGAUGGGCCAUCACGCCGAACAUCACUCGAACAUUGCCCUACAGAUUCGGGUCAAACCGCACAAACGUAAAGUCAUACUGAAUUCCCGACACUAUGGCCACUGGGGACGGAAAGAAAAACACCAUAACUGGGGCCAUCAUUUUGGUCACGGCUGUACGUUUGAUAUACAAAUUGUUGUCGAACACGGCUACUAUCGUAUACGUAUGGACGGCCACGAAGUGGCCACCUAUUAUCAUCGGGUACCCUAUCACGAGAUACGUAUACUGAACAUCGAGGGCCAUCUGGACGUACAUAGGCUAGAGUACAGACACUCACAUUAUAACCAGACAACUGUUUAUCCGUCGUCGGCAGCGACUACUGUGGUCUAUCCGAGCGCACCGUCGGCUCCCUAUUAUCCGCCGUCGCAAACGGUUAGCUAUCCGGCGCCGCCCGCCUACGUGGCACCAGUGAUUACGCCCGGACCGCCUAUUUAUGUGCCGACAGCCGUAGCACCCAAUGUGACCAUUAUCGAGGAUCACCAUCAUACCCGAAGUAGCGGCGGCCUAUUGGGUGCGAUAGCCGAUAAUGUAUUCGGCCAUAACGACCAUCAUCAUCAUCACCAUAAACACCAUCAUCAUCAUGGACAUCAUUAUUAAUUAUGCUAAUUGAUGAUUAUAAUGACAAUUAUGAUGAUGAUGAUGACCAUGGAUGAUAAUGAUAGCUCAAUUGGAUUUAAUUAGUUAUAAAUAGUUAAUUAC
Oppia nitens is the source of this 1107-nucleotide messenger RNA. RefSeq names its product galectin-4-like. Lineage: Eukaryota; Metazoa; Arthropoda; Arachnida; Sarcoptiformes; Oppiidae. The transcript has a single exon. Bases 229 to 1005 code for a protein of 258 amino acids. Gene Ontology annotation, molecular function: galactoside binding; carbohydrate binding. The record is from RefSeq and is a predicted model, not a curated record.